Molecule: messenger RNA, 3665 nt
Organism: Pleuronectes platessa (European plaice)
Lineage: Eukaryota; Metazoa; Chordata; Actinopteri; Pleuronectiformes; Pleuronectidae
Gene: slc35e4
Product: solute carrier family 35 member E4
Exons: 3
Coding region: 154-1269 (371 amino acids)
Cellular component (GO): Golgi apparatus
Molecular function (GO): antiporter activity
Source: RefSeq, a predicted model, not a curated record
CUCCGGCUCGGCUCCGCUCGGCUCGGCUCGGUUGACAGUUGACAGUUGAUCGCGGUGACCGAGCGGCGGAGUCUUGUUCCUUUGGAGGGGUGAUGCUGCAGUCAGUGCGGUCAAUGGACUCGUCAGAGAACAAGGGAGGACCAUGAUGCGAACAUGAUCAGCGCCGAUGGCUUCUCCAAAUGCGAGGCGACUCUGCGGGAGGGAGGCAGGAGGCGGCCCCCUGCGGAGAUGCUCCAUCUGCUGACAGCUGUGAUCGUGUGGCUGGUGACGGGCACCACCAUCUCCAGCCUCAACAAAUGGAUCUUCGCCGUGUACAACUUCAGGUACCCGCUGCUGCUGUCCGCCCUGCACAUGCUCACGGCCAUAGUGGUGGACUAUGGGCUCAUUAAGCUGCGGGUGAUCCACCAGAAAGGUGCUGCAGAGAAGGAACUGACCACCAACGCCAAGUGCAAGGUGUUCCUGUUGAGUCUGACUUUUUGCGCUAGUAUCGCCUUCGGGAACAUGGGCCUGAACCAGGUCCAGCUGUCGUUUGCACAGAUGAUCUACACGACCACUCCGCUCUUCACUCUCGCCAUCUCCGCCCUGAUACUGGGCAAGCACCAUCACAUCCUCAAAUACACAGCCAUGAUGCCCAUCUGCCUGGGAGCCUCCUUCAGCAUCAUGGGGGAGGUCCAGUACGACCAGACCGGCUGCUUCUUUGUGUUUGCUGCGACCAUGUUGAGGGGUGUCAAGUCCAUUCAGCAGAGCAUCCUACUUCAGGAGGAGAAAAUCAACUCUGUGUUCCUGCUCUACCUGAUGUCCAUUCCUAGCUUCUGCAUCUUGACCGUGGCGGCUCUGGCCUUAGAGAACUGGACUCUGAUGGAAUCGCCGAUGCAUUACGACCGCCACCUGUGGGUCUUCAUCCUGCUCAGCUGCCUGGGCUCAGUCAUGUACAACCUGGCCAGCUCCUGCGUCAUCACGCUCACCUCUGCCGUCACCCUGCACAUCCUGGGCAACCUGAGCGUGGUGGGGAACCUGCUGCUGUCCCAGCUGCUCUUCGGCAGCGAACUGUCCGCCCUCAGCUGCGCGGGAGUGGUGUUGACGCUGUCCGGCAUGCUCAUCUAUCAGAACUCUGAGCUUAUCGUCAGCUGUUUUGACGCACACAAGGCCAAAUCGAAAGUGUCCGGACAGGUGGACGGUCACGGUGCAUGUGGAGAGGAAUCUUGCGCGUCUGAACCAACGUAUCAUCAGCAGAGAUCAGACGGCAAAGAAGAAGACAAGAUGGACUGAGGUGAAAGGAUGAAGGAGAGAGUAAUAUGCUGAAGGGGAAAAAAUAGCUAAAAACCCUGGCUGGAGGGAGUGUGACCUUAUAAGGCCAUUAACACUGAUGAUGUUACAGAUCAUUUAUUUCAACUUUAUUAUUUUUUACCUCCACACUGUUCCAAUUUAUCUCUCCUCUGGUCACACAGAACUCCAGGCCUCAGAGAAGAGAAGUUUGCCUUUUAUUUCUCGCGGUGAUGGUUAACUUCCCUCCUUCAUCUGUACCUAACCUGUGUCGGUAUAUGCAUGCAAGAGCACACUAAACUGUUCAGCACCUCACGGGGUAUCCACACCAUCACUCACACUACACUGUGAAAUAGUCUCAUUAACAGAGGGCUCUAAUCAAGGACUUUCAGUGGCUGACGUGGACAUUGUUAGCCUCAGAGUGGGCACUAUUUUUAGUAAGAAAGAAAAAAAUAUAUAUAUAUGGUACUUUUACCUGACAUUCACCUGGCCCUGUCAUGGUAGGGGACCCGGGGUUGUUUGGCAGCUUUUUUAAAAACAUUUGAUUUCAUGUUUUUGUUGGUAUGUGAUGCAGGAAGCUUGUCAAAUAAGGACACUGCAGCUGUUGCUGUUACGACUGUCAAAGCCAACAUACCUGUGCAAUGAGACGCCUCUUCUCCUCCACUGAAGCACAUUUUUAAGAAGAGGCCCGAGCUCUGUGUUUUGUCCUCCCCCUCUGAACCUCGCCUGUCGCUGCCCAAUUAAGGCCGAGAUCUUCUGCUCCUCCCAGCUUGAGAGGAAGGUCUCUCCCAGUAGAAUUAGUCCAAUUACUCCAGUCUUUUACCGCAGCUCGAUAAUUAGCUCCACGAGUUCUCUAAGGAGUGUCACUCCACUUUAGCUGUCACUCUUUCCCCUGAGGGUGACGAGAAAAGAGACGACCGAGCUGACCUUUCAGGUAGCCUCUUCCAUCCCCGCCACUCGUCUGUAGAGUGUAGAUUUUGCGAGCGACACAAAGUUGGUUUAACAGCACAUCUUGACAAAAGGCUGACUCCUGCUGGACAGUGUUAUGUUUUCUCUCUGUAUGUGCUUUCAUUUGAACCCCCUUUUAAAUAUUUCUGUGGGAGAAAAUAUUUAUUUUUGAGUGAAUAUAGCAAUCAUUGGCUUAAUAAUGCGUACAUUUUUGUUCUCAAGUGUCUUUUACAUGCAUUCGUGAAUUUAUCGAUUGCUCUAGCCUCUUCUAUACCUCUCUAGAAGAACAAGUCAGGUAUGAUAAGCAUGACGCCCCUCAUACUCCCUCCAACAUAUAUGGUAUGCCAAAUGUUUACUUUGAAACCUAUUUUUUUGUUAUGCUGGUUCUAUCAGUGUUGUAAUAACUGGUUCUUUCAGUGAGGGAACAUGGUCGUCACUCAUGUCGAGUUCAUUUCGACAACAACAACGAAGCCAUACUUCUAAAUGUGUUUUGUUUUGGACACUUUUCAUACCCUCUGUAUACUUUGCCAUAAGAAUAACUAUGUAGGAUUGUAUAGUGAAAGAUCUUUAGUUGAUAUAUAUAUAUAUAUAUAUAUCGCAGACUUAAAAUGUAUUUCAAUAGUGCCAUUCUUAAAAUUUCAUUUUCCUGAGCAUUGUUAGUAAUUGAGAAUUAAUAUUUGGACCUUUUCUUUAAUUAAUCCCCAGUCAGUUGAAAAUGUUAGAAAGAUAUGAAGUGCUUUUAUUUUGCUGUUUGAUGAUUGGUAUUGUGGGUUUAACAUUAUUGAAUACCUCAUCUGUUAAAUAUGACCUCAUGCCCCUGUGUUUGUUUAUUAUUAAUUAUUGGAUGAAGAGCAAGCAGGUUUUCAACCGCCACACUAAACCAGCCUGUGGAUGUUUGGUUAUAAUGUGUCAACAGAGUCACUUGAGCGCAGAUAUCAGCAUAUUUUAAAACAGAUUUUAAAUUCAUUUUCAGUUUUACCCUCUCAGUCUGGUGUCGGGCAAGUCUCAAGGACUUCAUGUUGAGGAAAUAAUGAGUGUGGGGCGAAGGGACAGUUGCACUGACAUGGUGAGAAGACGCCUGUGUCUUCAGAGCCUACGGUUCCUGUGUAUAUAUAUAUAUUGGUUUUUGAUUGUUUGCAAAGCUAGUUGGAUGUAAAUAGUUAUUUUAUGAUAUUUAUGUAUUUUAUAGUAAUAUAUGGUUGGUUUAAGCUACACUGGUUCAAGAAUGAAACGUUUGCCUCAUGCCUUAUUUGGACACACUGUAGAAGAGGAAAGAGUGAACCAAUCUCUUGUUUUUCUUUUUUGUUGAAUUGUUUGGGAAUACUUUGAACGCCAACAGCAGGUGAGAGUGUGCUUCUGAUUAGAGGCCAACAUAUGGACGAUUCACAUGAUCCCCAAUUGCUUGAAUACAAAUAAACUGACUGGUACAAUAAACAAUAACAAACACCUCAUAA